Molecule: messenger RNA, 878 nt
Organism: Spizellomyces punctatus DAOM BR117
Lineage: Eukaryota; Fungi; Chytridiomycota; Chytridiomycetes; Spizellomycetales; Spizellomycetaceae
Product: ATP:cob(I)alamin adenosyltransferase
Exons: 6
Molecular function (GO): corrinoid adenosyltransferase activity
Source: RefSeq, a predicted model, not a curated record
CAUGAGUUUGCUGACUCGACGACUAGCACUUCUUCCUCACAUUGUACGUACUCGAUUCUUUGCCGUCCCUUCUUGCGGUCUCCACAUAACAGCCCCACAAAUGGCCGACGAGACGCGUCGCAUCAAGAUCUACACUAAGACGGGUGACAAAGGAACUUCGGCGCUGUUUACGGGCGAGCGACGCGCCAAAGAUGACCAAGUAUUCGAGGCUCUUGGAACUACCGACGAACUGUCGAGUUUGUUGGGCUUAGCGAUCGAGUAUUCGGAAGAAGCAGGAAACGGCUUGAAUGAGAAGCUACAAAAGGUCCAAUGCCUGCUGCAAGACAUUGGAUCCAACGUCGCCACACCGAGAGCCAAAGCCAGUGAAGUGAGGCUUGCACGGACGCAGUUCGACCCAGACGGAUUCCUAGUCCAAGAGCUUGAAAGCUGGAUUGAUGAGCUCGAUGAAAGUCUUCCCCCACUAAGAAAUUUUAUUUUGCCGUCUGGCGGAAGAUCGGCGUCAACAUUACACGUUGCUCGCAGCGUCUGUCGACGCGCUGAGCGAAGAGUUGUUCCGAUCGUUCAAGACGGUUUGGCAGAUGAGAGUACACAAAAGUAUCUCAACAGGUUGAGCGACUUUUUGUUCACAGCAGCACGAUAUGCUGCAAAGCACGAAGGCAAACAGGAAACCAUUUAUCGCAAAUUUGCCAAAGAUAAACAAUAGGAAUGAGCAUAGGCUCUGGUUUUGGCGUUCGCGAUGAUCACGGCGGCUGUAGACUGUAGUAGUGCAAGAUUGUGUAGGUUCGUAGAAUAACCAAUAUGCUAGUAUAGCCGAAAUGGUGGAGGCAUUGACGACUAAUAAUUAUAUGCGUGACAAUCAAAAACUGUGACAUUAUUAC